AUGGUCCAAUCGCCCAAGCCCAUCCUCAAGCGCUCCUCUACCGACCACUCCUCCCACUCCUCCACGCACCACGCCUCCCUCCCCUCCCACUCGCACCACCUCUCCUCGCCCUCAUACCACCCCCACUCCUAUCCUCACCCGCACUCCGCCCCAGGCCCUGGCUCCCAUUCGGCCCACAUGAAACACCACCACCCCCACCCGCCCUCCGUACACUUCCCGCCCUCGCCCUCCCAGCUCGCGCGCACCUUCACAGCCUACUCGUCCUCCGCGUACGACAGGUCGCCUAUCGUCGUCGCCCCGAACAGCUGUGCGAUGCCCGAGCGUGGGUGUCCGGGGCGGACGUACUUUGACGAGGGGAAGCGGAGCCCGACGAAGAGUAAGGGUGGGAGGGGGAUAUGUGGUGCGAGGGACUACCACCCCCGUGCGCUGGCGUUCGCCUCCGCCUCCAACACUGCCACGUCCAUCGGGAACUCGACAGGCGCACCCGCCCCACCUGCGACGGGGAACAACGCGAGCUACCUAGGCGUCCCCGCACUGAUCCCCGACCUCUCCUCCGAGUCGGACGAGAGCGACGGCUUCGCGGGUAUCGGCGGCGCGCCGUACGGGCCCCCAGUGACGUUUGGCGUGCACGGGCUCGCUAUCUCCUCUUCUUCCCCGUACUCCUCUUCCUCCUCCUCGUCCGCUUCCUCCUACUCCUCUAGCUCGAACGGCGCGAGUGGCAACAGCAAGAACGUGGCGAUCUACCCUUCCGCCUCACCCUACUCUCCAACAUCACCUUACAGCCCUUCGUCGUCGCCCUACUCCGCCUCUGCCCCAUACGCCCCUUCCUCGUCGUCAUACGCCCCCUACGGCACUUCUUCCUCCCCGAGUGACGACGCUCUAACGUUCCUCCCCUACCCGCCUUCACCUCCUUCAUCGCAUUCUACCACCACCACCACGGAUGGGUAUGAUGGGUACGAGCACGACGACGAAGGGCCCGGUACUAAAGACAAGCCUGCGCGCCGCCGGCGCAGCGAGCGCGAGCGCAGACAUGAGAGCUCGAGGGAUCCGGAUCGGAUACGAAGCUGUCCUGGCGGUGCUUCGGGUGCCGUCGGCGGUGGGGGUGCUGGGGGUGACGCGACCGGGCUAGGGCAAGUGCUUGUGGGGUUCUCAGCGAUGUCGGUCAAUGAUGGAGAGACGACGCCGAAGAAGAGGAGCAGUAGUAGGAGAAGGAAGGUCUACGAAUCGCCGCAGCACGCUUUUGGGAGUGGGAUCGUGGAUGAUGGGUGUUUGGGAGGGUUCUGA
Cyclocybe aegerita is the source of this 1284-nucleotide messenger RNA. The record is from the annotation of a GenBank genome assembly. NCBI's taxonomy places the organism in Eukaryota, Fungi, Basidiomycota, Agaricomycetes, Agaricales, Hemipholiotaceae.